Messenger RNA from Yamadazyma jaroonii, 3054 nucleotides. NCBI's taxonomy places the organism in Eukaryota, Fungi, Ascomycota, Pichiomycetes, Serinales, Debaryomycetaceae. The record is from the annotation of a GenBank genome assembly.
AUGAAUAAUGAUAUAGAAAGGAAGAUAUCAUCGAAUUUGUUUGGGAAGAUCAAACCAGUUUGUGUCAAGUUGGUUGAAGGUGGUAAUGAGAAUCUUCUCAUUGAGUUGAAAGAGAUUUUAAUCAAGGAUAAGGAGGAAUCAUUUGGAUAUUAUUCUAUCUCACCUAAUGUAGGCGAUUAUAUAUUUUAUCCUAUUUCGACUAUAUUAAACCAGGAAUUGGCCACUAGAGACUUAAACAGUCCCCAUGACGUUUCUAGCAGUAAAUCCAAUGCUCGUGUGGCUAUGAUACAGAUAAUUGACUAUUUGAUAGUGAAUUCAUGGGUUCCUCAUAAUAGAUUCAAAGAACUUAUAGGCCAUUUGUUACCUGUGAUACUUUAUCUCAUCAAGCAAGUGGGUGAAUGUCAACAAGCUAGUGACUUGCUUUAUACGAUCAUCGUAUAUGAAGACUUUUACACUGAAGAUAUCAAGAAAUUGACUAUGUUGAGUGAGAUUAUUCAGAUUCUCCUUAAAGAUGUGGGAAUGAAUAUCAAAGGGUUGAAGAAGAUCAUGGAUUCCAUAUCUGAUGAACAACUAUCCAGAGUUUUCCCAGGGAUUGUUUCAGCCGUGGUGAACUAUUAUCAAAGAAAUACUACUUAUGAAGUAACCUGUGAGCUUCUUGAUAUCCUCAGAAUGGCUAUAAUCAAGGUGUUUAAUGAUGAAGCCUUAGGGUUGAAGCUCAUCAGUAAAGAUUUGAGCCAUUUGGAUGAUGGUGACGUAGGUUUCACCUUAGAUUCUGGGGAUUUCAGGAACGAAUCGUGGUUAAAAGCAACAUCCACACAAUUGAAACUUUCUUUGGUGUCAUUAUUCAAAAAGAUGUUCAGCAGGAAAAUCAUCAAGACACAGGUGUUUGACAGUGUCUUAAAGUUCACAAGAGACUUGUUAUAUCAUUGUUACUGGAGCUUAUUUGACAUUUUAUCUGUACAUCUAGAUAACUUAUCUUUAGUGAAUUAUUGUAGGUUCUACCCCGAUACUGGGAAGUUGCCCAUGGAAGUACAGAAGGAACUGUUGAGUGAAAUACCCUUCUUCGUUCAUUUGAAGGACGAUUCAAAGACUACUACUUUUGUGAGGAACAAAUUGAAUGAUUUGAUUGAUAAAGCACCUCUUAUAAUGAAUUCCUUCGAUGAGGAAAGAAUCCUUAAGUACUUCAUAUCAUUGAAAACACAUCUUUCCAUAAUCCACGACGAUGAUAUCAUACUCAAUGUUUUGCAAGCAAUAAAGAAGGCUUUAAGUGUUUCUAAUGAGAACGAAUCUCUCCAUAACUUGAAUGAUCUUCUCAGGAACACUCAGAAUCCUACAGGAAUUGCCCAAAAUCCUACUGACGAAGUAGAUGAAGACAUUAUCAACCCUGAAGAUAACAAGCUUGACGAUAUCAAAUUACCACCAUACGUCAAUGCCAGCAAUAUCAAAAAAUUCCAAUACAGAGAUACCACAUCCAAACAACUCACAUUGACUAACUGGACAAUGAAACCCGAAGAAACUAGAAUCAUUCCUGACAUCCAUAAAUCUGUAGAACUUGAAUUGACAGAGUUCGUGGUGUUCUUGAAUGAUCUUAUUAUCGACAAAGUCAGUUUACUCAAUAAUUUCAUUGACGAUGAAAUGUCCUUGUGGAUUGCCAACAACUUGUUCAACGAAAUAUUCGAUAUUAAUGAGUUCCUCGAUUUUGGAGAUCAAACAAACGAUGAAGAUGAUGAGGAAAUUGCCUAUUUACUAGGUAAUCAAUGUCAAGAUAUUAUAGAAUCUGUAGAGCUAGAUAAACUCACCACUAUCACCACCAGGGCUUCCGAAACUAUCAGUAACAAUAAGGAGAUUCAAAAGAUGGGGAUAGCUAUAGAUACUAUGGGGAAACUAUCAAACAUCCUACCAAAGGACGAAUUCAAAGAGAACUUCCUUAUAAAUUACCUUUAUUCGUUGUUUGAAUCACUUACGGUUCCAGCCGUUGAAAACUUCUCCAAAAACACUUUACUCAAGAUCGCUUCCAAUUACUAUGAUUCAUCCAUGGAAACUUUGAUUAUGGAUAACCUGACAUAUCUCGUGGAUUCAAUUAGUUUGAAGUUGUCUUCUAAUGAUCUCAAACCAUCAUUGACUCGAAUCCUUUUGAUCAUCCUUAAGAUUUCAGGUAAGGAGUUGAUCAGGAAUAAUCUGUUAUCUGAUUUGAUAGAUCAAUUGUUCAUCCUUAUAGAUUCUUACCAUGGUUAUGGAGUGUUGAUGGAAGGUUUCUUCAUGGUGUUCAAUGAAGUUAUCAACAAUAUCAGACAACUUUAUCUUCUUGAGAAGUUCAUCGAUAUCCCUUCAAGUUUAUACAGACCUUGGGGAAUGACCACUGUUGAACAACUCAAAGAUCUACUUGAUGAGUCUAAGAAACUCAUUGACCCUUUUGAAUAUGACAAAGAUAAAGAAUACUUCAGAAAACCAGAUACCCCAUUUUCUGAGAUUGAUGGAGAUUCUGAUGAUGAAGAAGAGGAACCUGAACAAGACCCUGAAAAUGACAAAGAUUCAGAAGAUAAGUGGGAUUGUGUUAUUCCUAAAGACAUAUAUUUCCAAGCUCAAAGAGUGUUUAUCUAUGGAAUGAAGUUACUUUCCCAUCCUUCACCAUCCUUAAAGAAUUAUAUCAUCAACUGUCUAAUCAACGUGUAUCCAAUAUUAACCACCAAUUACCCUUUACUUCUUCCUUUGAUAUCCAAUUGGUCAGAAUUUGAAAUCGUUGAAAACUCUACUAUCUUUGAGUUAUUGACCUUGAUGUUAGAGAUUGAUAAGUUCAAGAAUGAGAUGUUUUUGGGUAAGAAAUUCAUUGAUCUGUUCAAAACCAUUGAAACUUUCAACCCAAAAAACCUCACCACAGCCAAUAAACAAUUGAUACUGGAUUACUUGAUCACAGGGUUGAACAAUUAUGAAAGAAUAAUCCCUGAUACUAUAGCCAUUAAAAUAAUGAAACUUUUAAUGGUUUUAGGUAUCCCCGAGAACCUUGGCAAACAAGCAAGGAACAUUCUUUGGGUUUUGAAACAUAGUGAUCUUUAG